GCGUCGCGACGCAGGGAAGCACAGCUUCCACCGCCGCCUCUUCAUUUUCACAGAUCGAUCCGACCGACUACUGACAGGAAACGUGACCAAUAGUCUGCCUGUGAAAGUUAUCCUACUGAUGACGGUGUGCGUAAGUCAGGGGUUCGCAUAGUCCGAGGAAAGUGUCGGUCCUAGAAACAGUGGUGCGUUUCGAUUCUCGAGGGUGCAUCGGCACGGUUUCUGGAACUCCGUGAAGAUUAAGCAUCGUAUUCGAGGAUCAGACACGCUGAAGGGUCACGGUGACUCAUUGCUGAAGGGGUUGUAUCAUGAAAUUCAUAGGUCGUUUCCGUCGGGACCGACGUUCAGGAUUUUUGUGAUCCUGUGAUGAAUAGUAGGACUCGCGACGAGCGUAUCGAAGCCACGAGGACGUCAUUUUGUAAAGCGGUUCAGCACACUUCAAGGGGUCCGCUAGAUCCUCGAUAUAUAUUAUGACGUACGAUACUAAAGGACAAAUCGAAAUGCACGCAAACGAUCUUGUCGAGCCCUGUGCGUGACCCAUUGACAAUCCCCGCCGUACGAAGAGCGUUGAAAAUUUAACAGGACAUUCGGAUACGCAAGGGUAACAGUGAUAUCGAUCCCUGAUAUGUGGACGAGCUGCUUUCGUACAGAUCGUAUCAUCAAAGAUAACGAUUGAUAUACACAGUUUACCUACACAGGACGCGUGCACUGAUGUGCAACGACAGUUAUUAGGCCCAACGUAUUCACUAAAGUUACUUAUUUCAACUUUUAUACGGAAACAAAGUUGCAAAAAUUCGGUGCGAUUCAGAUUAUAUUCAUAAAAUUAGUAUGUCCAGAAGGAAAUUCGGCGGCGACCGACAAUUCGACAACGUGGAUUAUACACAGCUCACAGAAACUGACAAUGGUUUUGUUGAUUCUCAGUUUGUAAAUCCACCUGUAAAAAUACCAUGGAAAGCUAUUACCCUGGCAGCACUGUUAUUCGUUGGGGGUACCAUCAUGCUCAUCAUGGGUAGCCUAAUCGUGAGUGGUCACAUUGACUCGAAGUAUUCUGACCGCAUGUGGCCAAUUAUUAUUCUUGGAAUUUUAAUGUUCAUACCGGGAGCUUAUCAUAUGAGGGUAGCAAUUUUAGCGUAUCAAAAAGUGCCAGGGUAUUCCUUUGAUGAUAUACCGGAGUUUGAUUAAUCAUAUGUGACUUUUUUUACUAAAAAUAAUUAGAAAUUUUAACAUUUUGCAAAUGCUAAACUUGCACCACAUUGUGUGAAGAAAAGUAAGUAUUACUGGUAUUGUUUAGACUUUUAUCCUUCUUUGAUUACACAAGAAUUGUCACAAAUUCACUGUGUGCAACAGUCUAUGAAAGACUUGCAAUGGUUACAUAUAUUAUUUCUGUACAUAAUAUUUAAUAUUAAGUUAUAUUGUUUUCAAUCUGUACUUAGACAUAUUAUUAAAAAGUUUAUUUUGUGAAAAUGAAUUGGUGAUUAAAAGCAUAUUUUUUGCCAUAGUAUUUUUUUUACAGUAUCACUCAAACUGUAUAGAUUUCUAAUCUGUGGGUUGGCUUAAAAUAAAAAUGUUUUUUUUAUGUAAAGCAUCAGAAAUAUAUGUGAUUAAUAAACUAUUUUCAGUAGA
Molecule: messenger RNA, 1620 nt
Organism: Nomia melanderi (Alkali bee)
Lineage: Eukaryota; Metazoa; Arthropoda; Insecta; Hymenoptera; Halictidae
Product: transmembrane protein 230
Cellular component (GO): endomembrane system
Source: RefSeq, a predicted model, not a curated record